Messenger RNA from Spirometra erinaceieuropaei, 697 nucleotides. The record is from the annotation of a GenBank genome assembly. NCBI's taxonomy places the organism in Eukaryota, Metazoa, Platyhelminthes, Cestoda, Diphyllobothriidea, Diphyllobothriidae.
AUGGUUCCUGAGGUCGCCGUUAGUAACCCACGCCACUACGAUGACAACAGGGCCCUGAACAACGUCACCAGCUCGAGCUGUUACUCUGUCCCACAUCUUCAAUUUCUUGCCCUUGCCCUGCUUGGAGAGCAUGUCUUUUCGAAUCUCGACCUGGCCCGUUUCUUCUAUCGAAUCCUCACCACCUUGGAAGACGUUUCGAGAACGGCCAUCACCAUUCCCUUCGACCCCUGGAUCCCUUCGCAUUUCGUUUGGGCUUCGGAACACCUUCCAGAUGUUUGUGGACGGAGUACUUUGUGGUCUUCCCUUAGUCCACGCUUAGACUGAUGACCUCCUGAUAACCAGCUCCACCGUCAAAGGACACACAUUGCAUCUUUUGACGACCUUUGAACGCCCUCAACAAUUUGACUUUGUUCUCAACCCGUUCAAGUUUUUCUUCGACGUCCCUUACCUCGAGCUUCUCGGGCACCUGGUCGGCUCCAAUAGCAUUUACCCUCUUCCUUCGAAGGUCGCAGUUAUUCUGAAUUCCCCUCCUACUGCCAAGCAUAAGAUUCAGCGCUUUAUUGACAUGGUGAAUUUCUGCCGCCGCUUCCUCCCGAACUGCUCCGGCGCAAAUUUGCCGCUCAGGAACCCCCUCUCGCGUUCCAAGGUUCCGCUAGAGCUCUCAACAGACGCUCUUGCUGGCUUUGACAAUGUCUAG